Molecule: messenger RNA, 873 nt
Organism: Lynx canadensis (Canada lynx)
Lineage: Eukaryota; Metazoa; Chordata; Mammalia; Carnivora; Felidae
Gene: ATP4B
Product: ATPase H+/K+ transporting subunit beta
Exons: 7
Coding region: 1-873 (290 amino acids)
Biological process (GO): intracellular sodium ion homeostasis; potassium ion import across plasma membrane; sodium ion export across plasma membrane
Cellular component (GO): sodium:potassium-exchanging ATPase complex
Molecular function (GO): ATPase activator activity
Source: RefSeq, a predicted model, not a curated record
AUGGCGGCGCUGCAGGAGAAGAAGUCAUGCAGCCAGCGGAUGGAGGAGUUUCAGCGCUACUGCUGGAACCCGGACACCGGGCAGAUGCUGGGCCGGACGCUGUCGCGGUGGGUUUGGAUCAGCCUCUACUACGUGGCCUUCUACGUGGUGAUGACCGCAAUCUUUGCUCUGUGCAUUUACACACUCAUGUGCACAAUCGACCCGUACACACCUGACUACCAAGACCAGCUAAAGUCACCAGGGGUGACCUUGAGGCCAGAUGUCUACGGGGACAAGGGCCUGGACAUUUCCUACAAUGUUUCCGACAACAGGACCUGGGUGGACCUCGUGCACACCCUCCACACCUUCCUGGCAGGCUACUCGCCAGAGUCCCAGCAGGACAGCAUCAACUGCACCUCCAAUGAGUACUUCUUCCAGGAAAAGUUCAUGGCCCCCAACCACACCAAGUUCUCCUGCAAGUUCACAGCAGACAUGCUGCAAAAUUGCUCAGGGCUGGUGGACCCCAACUUUGGCUUCGCAGAAGGAAGGCCGUGCUUUGUGAUUAAAAUGAACAGGAUCGUCAAGUUCCUCCCCAGCAACAGCACGGCGCCCAGGGUGGACUGCGCCUUCCUGGACCAGCAAAAGGACGCCCAGCCCCUGCAGGUGGAGUACUUCCCACCCAACGGCACCUUCAGCCUCCACUACUUCCCUUACUACGGGAGCAAAGCACAGCCCCACUACAGCAACCCUCUGGUCGCUGUAAAACUUCUCAACGUCCCCAGAAACACGGAGGUCCUCAUCGUGUGCAAGAUCCUGGCCGAUCAUGUAACAUUUGACAACCCCCACGAUCCCUACGAGGGGAAGGUGGAGUUCAAGCUCAAAAUCCAGCAGUAG